This is a messenger RNA of Pangasianodon hypophthalmus (striped catfish), 5827 nucleotides long. It is a transcript of the gene cplx2b, whose product is annotated as complexin 2b. The transcript has 5 exons. Gene Ontology annotation, molecular function: syntaxin binding. The record is from RefSeq and is a predicted model, not a curated record. Gene Ontology annotation, cellular component: terminal bouton; SNARE complex. Lineage: Eukaryota; Metazoa; Chordata; Actinopteri; Siluriformes; Pangasiidae. Gene Ontology annotation, biological process: neurotransmitter transport; regulation of neurotransmitter secretion; synaptic vesicle exocytosis. Bases 402 to 806 code for a protein of 134 amino acids.
GGAGGAGUGGAGCUCUGCGGAAGAAGGGAGGCACGGAGGGUAGGAGGGAGACUCGGAACAGCGCAGGCGAGCAGACGCUGUUCUCUUCAAACAGAUAAGGCGGACUAACCCGGAGGCUGCAGCUUUCUGUCUCCCUCCUAUCGGUGCAGAACGCUUGCAAGAAAGAUUCACAGGGCAUCUGGUGCUGAGACUAGAGACUUGGAUUGGAACUGGGAUCCUGCAGGACACAACAAAAAAGUCACGAAAGCGGGAGGGAUUUUACUUUCAUGCAGCAGACGUGAGAGCACCAUCAUCAAGCACAGGAGAAUACAUGCUGUAGUGGCCUAACGCAAUUGGGACUACAGAUAGAUUACAUGCACCAUUCUCUCUAGCUUUGUCAAGACCAGAUAUCAAAGUAAAUCAUGGAUUUUGUAAUGAAGCAAGCACUGGGAGGGGCCACCAAAGACAUGGGGAAAAUGUUAGGUGGAGAGGAAGAAAAAGACCCAGACGCCCAGAAGAAAGAAGAGGAGAGGCAGGAGGCACUGCGGCAACAAGAGGAGGAGAGGAAGGCUAAGCAUGCUCGCAUGGAGGCAGAGAGAGAGAAGGUCAGACAGAGUAUCAGAGAUAAGUACGGACUGAAGAAGAAGGAGGAGAAGGAGGCAGAGGAGAAAGCAGCUAUGGAGCAAGCCUGUGAAGGCUCACUAACUCGUCCGAAAAAGGCCAUUCCAGCAGGAUGCGGGGACGAUGAUGACGAUGACGAGGAGAGCAUUUUAGACACCGUCCUGAAAUUCUUGCCAGGACCUCUCCAGGACAUGUUUAAAAAGUAAUGGACAUGAGACUGUAUUUGGGGGUUGCUGGGAGGUUUACUUUUACAGGGAAGAGAUGUAGUUUGAGACUGGGGAUAGUUGGGAAUCUUGCCAAACUGUGGAAGGCUUUUCACUGCCUUGACAAAGUCUUAGUUGUUAUUUCUACUGAUAAAAACAAUCCAUUCCCCUACAAAGUUGGUCUUAUCACUUCCAUUCAGGUUCAAAUUGUUUAUAUGUUAAAGAUUUUCUAUUGGUUAACUUAUAUGCACAACCAUGGCCUCAUACUCUGCAAAUUGUGGGCCAUUGGGCUUCAUUAUAAAGGAAACAACAGGAAUACAUUCCAUGCAGUUGACACUAGAGAACUCUGGCACUGGGAUGAGGUGUGUAUGUGUGUGUAGCUAGUUUACCCCCCCACCCCCCCCACCCCCCAAACAAUAGUAGUAAAAGCUGAGAGGGCAAUUUAAAAAAAAAAAAAAAAACACAGCAAUUUAAGCAUGAUGCCUUCCAAUGACUUUCUACACUUCUACACAUUUUGGUUGAAGUUUUUUUGUUUGUUUUUUUGUUCUUGUAAAGAAAGUACUAGAAAAGGCUUCUCUCUUGAAUGGAUUAAGGACAACAUGUUACAAGUGGUGAAUUAUUUGGGUUUGGUGUUGCCAUACUUAGACCUACGAGAGAACAUGAUUGUGUUUAUAAUGCCAUUCUAGACAACCUGAAUGCUCAAUGUCUAGUUGUCAUUUCUUCAAUAGUCUUCUUCCCUUUUUUUUAAAUAGUUGUCUUUUAAUGUGUAAGAGAAGUAAUAGUCAUUGUUUAACGUUUGAAAGAGAACUAAUAUGCACAUUAGUCCUGCCAGCAUGAGUUUAGGAAAGGAAAGCAUGUAUAGAUUUGCACUGGGUAAAAAAAAAAUAAAAACAAAACACUGCCACAUUUUAGCCAACCAAUUAUUUCAGUGACCAAAUCUUUUCUAUGACGGAAAAUCUGUUGCAUAAAAUGAUAAUGCAUAAACGUAUUACACUUGUAUUUGUAAUCCAGCCUGGAGGAGCACUGCACUGAUGGGAGCUAGAUUUUCCGUAAAAUGCGCAAUUGUUUCAUUUAUAAAUGUAUUAAGUUUGCCCCAAAAGACAAUCAAAUACAACCAUUGUAUUGCAGUAUAACGGCAUCAAUAUUAAAACUUUAAGUAUAAAAUUGGCCUGCUAAUUAAUGUGCAUCAUUUUGAGAAAAAAAUGUUUUUCAUUCAAGCCUUGAUCAGACUCAAAAAUCUAACAGGAGGUGUCUAGGAAAAUGUUUUGAUUUGCAUUCAAAAUCAAUAGACCAAAGAAAGCAUAAUAAAAUCUAAAUUUCUGUAAACAAAUCCAAGUCUUGGCCUCCAAAUAAGAAUUCCAUGGAAGAAUCAAUGAAUCAGAAUCAAUGGAAAAUGAGAUAAUUCUACAGUCUAGCUCCCUGACAACUAUAAUGUCCAAUACUGCCAAGAUCUUAUGCUACGUAAUAUUGAUUUCCAUAUCUGUAGAAAGAUAGCUAUCUUUCUAUUUAUCUAUAGCUAUAGUUAUCUCAUAGCUAUAGCCAAUCUAAUGGGAUAUUUUUUAAACAUAUUAACCACUGUGUCAUUUUUAACAUAAAAUAUAACUACAUUAAGAAGAUGGCAACAAGUCUUUGGUAAAAGACUUAAAGGGUUAACUGGCAUAAUUUAAACAUAAAGUAAAACAUUCUGAUUUCAUUUUCUUUACAUUUCAUACUGUUUAGAAAAUAUAGACUUUUAUAAGGAAACAUUUUGAGGGGGUGUAUAUACACAUGUACACAUCUACUAUGAAAAAGGAAAAAAAUCCUCAUCAGGUCAAAGCCUGGGCUGAGCAAUGCAUAAAGGUUAUUAUACUAAAACCUUUACUUAUAGUUAGUCAGGCAAGGAUGGUAGUUAUAGCUAGCAGCUGUAGAUUUACUGAGAGUAUUUAAACCCAAUUUACAAAACUCCCUGAGCCACUCAUUAAAUUGGCAGAUUUGCUUCAAAACAUAUUAGAAGUAAAUAUUGACAGCAGUUUUAGUCCAAAUCCAGCAGGUGAGUUUUCUAUUUUGAAUAGAUAGAAAGAUAGGGUGAACUUUUUUUCUAGUGCUGAAUGUUUUUUCACUAGUUAAAGCCAUAUUGUUUAGACUGCAAUAAUUAAUAAAAAAUAAUAUGUAGGUCAUACAUUCAUUUCCUGUAAAAAUGUAGAAGUUUGUGGAUGCUUUGUGUAUCCACCGAUCUUAUGUGUAAUCUCUGACAUCAUGUAUGUGAAACUGUGUAUAUACCUAGGUAUAUAUGCAAACAUUUCUAAAACGAUAACAUACUAAAAGCCAUUGUUAAUGUCUACUGUAUGUACUACGAGUUCUCUAUGUGAAUGUGUAUAUGUGUCUGUGCUCGUCUGUAAUGUAUGACAUGUUGUUAGUUCAUGUACUGUUGAUGCUGUGGGUGUUUCAUAAUUGAAUGUGCACAAGUCUCAUUGUCUCAGAGACAGCACAAUGUCUGACUUGCAUGCUGUCUGAUACCAAAACACUAGGUUCAGUGCUGUUUAUGUAUAAACGUCCCUGCAACAGAAGCUGCUCAUUAGAUGGAAGAGGAAACUUGUUCUUCUGUCAGAACAGAAAUUAAUCCUGUAUUAAUUAAGGCCAGUGUAUGAGAUUUACAGUGAUUAUUGUCCAUUUAGCUCUGUACAUGGUUCAGAGUAAAAUAUACUUCUUUUUUUAACCAUACACUCUUAAAAAUUAGUACUGUACCUUUUGAAAAAUAGUACUGUACCUGUAGAACUGUACCUUUCCUUGUCGCUGGUGUAGUACCAUCGCAUCUUCUGUACCUUUAAUACGCAUCUUUCACCUGGAAAUGUGGAUAUAUUGUACCUUUGAUAAUGAUUUAAGGUACAUAAAGGGAGCAUCAUUAGUUUUUAUAGAAAAGCUGUUAAGGUACACUAUAUGCAGCUUUCUAGGUAAAAGAUACACACUAAUGGUACAAAAAGUGUACCCUUGAGUGUACCACCUCAGCAACAGUGUACAGAUUAGUACUCUUUUUUUUAUAAGAGUGUAUGACAUUACAUACUACAUAUAACUCAAAUAAAAUAAAUUAUUUAUAAAUUAUUCUGAAGAUUGUUUCACUCACCCCAGAUUGAACCCAUCUAAAACGUUUGUAAUAUAUAAUUGCAACUAGAAUUUUUCUAUAGAAAACAUUGCAUUCUAAUCAACUGGGUAAAAGGGCUGGAUAUGUAAAUUUGUGCUUCUACAUUUUCAGAUAUCCCGAAUAGAAUUUGAUAUUCCUCUGUUAAAAAGUUUGGCACAUACAGCUUGUUAAAUUUUGGGUAAUUUUUUUGUUUGUUUAUUGCUUCAUCGUUUCAUAUCCAAGGUAGACAGUUACUUUACAUCAUGUGUGCUUUCACUUCACAUUUAAGCCUUACCAUGCUUACUAAAUGUGAUAUGUGGACAUGAUGUUUGUGAGUGUCUGCUGGCUUCCGUCUCUGUCUAAGGCAAACUGCAUAGAAACUACCUGUGCUAAGGGCUAUCAAUACCACAAUUAUACACACAUUCCUCUUUUAUGGUUUUUUUUUUUUUUUUUUUUUUUUUUUUUUUUUUUUUUUUUUUUGCCACUUCAGCAGACGAAUUCAUUUUAAAGAGGAAAAUUAGACUGCAAGAGAGUUGAAAUAUUUGUCUCAGUUUCCUGACUCUGCAUUCUGAAACUUAUAUUUAGUCCAUUAAUACAUUUUUUGUGUAUGAAAUAAAGUAGAAUAAAAAUUUAAAAGGAAAAAAAAAACCUUUGGUUGAACGUUAUGUAAAUUACUUUAUUUCAGGUAGAAGCUGGAAGCUUAGAAAACAAUAAAUUACAGAAUUGGUUUAAGUGAUAUUAAUAAGAUGAUUUAACUUCUGGCUAUAACAGGUCUUUUCUAACUGCUUUUCAUGAUACAUCCUUAAAAGAAUAGCACUAAACAUAAACCUGAUCAUUAUCUUACACACAUUUCUGUUGCUGAUGGUUUCUGAUGGUAUUUCUGAGUUAGAGUGAAUAUAAAUUCAGAUGUGGAAUAAUUGAAUCAGUUUCUGUUGCCAGGGACCUUAAAAACUUUAAUCAGGGGAAUAAUAUUAUUUCUCAAAAUCUGUUGCUACAUACUGUAUUUCUUAUGAAGAGUACAACAUUUUUCACAUAGAGUGUAUUUAAAGCUUGGAAUGUUCUUUCUGGAAAAAGCAAUUAUACAAAAUGUAACUGAACAUGUGACGUGUGAAUAGAAUACAUGUAUUAAUGUUUACUGCCUGAUGAUUUAGUCUUGCACUUAAGGGUAUUACUGCUGGGGUUAGUAAUCUAAUCAAUUAUUCUAUAUAAUAUAACUAAACUUUCAACUUUAUCAUGUCAAAUAAAAAUAUUUUAGUGUACCCUCUCUUAAAAUUUUGUGCAUUUAUAUUAAAAAAUGUAAUGCAUUUUUCUUGUAGGACAGAAAUUCUUUCUUGCAUGUAGAAAAAGUAUUUUAGUCUGCACUAACACUGCCACCUUUAACCUUUUACAAUGUGGGGAUACAGAGAGCAACUGCUGUACACAAAAAUAUUACAAUUAUUGCAUCCAACAGCUCAAUACAAAACUGCUAAAACAACAGUGUGAAGCAGUAUUCCUGAUGAGAUAUUAAACAAAAAUAUAUAGAUGGACAUUAAUUUUUUUAGAUGUUCCUUUUAAAACAAGAUGAUCUACCAAAAGGACUAAUAACUAUAGCGAUGUCACUUUCUUUCCUUCAUUUAUGAUGAAUAAUUUCUUGGUGUGCUACUGUAUUUUUUUUUUUUUUUUUUUUUUUAUUGUACAAGAUAAUGAUAAAGUUGAAAGGUAUGAUUUAAAAAUAAAAGAAGGGGAAAAAAAAGUAAUUUUUCUGAUGCAGGGUGUGUGUGUAUUGGCAGUGUAUAGUGUGAGCUCAAAUGGAAUAUUUAUUUGAUUGCAUGUCACAGUAAACAUCUGUCAAACCAAAUCACUGUAAAAUUCUCAUUAACAAAAUUUAAAAGUUGAACUUAGCCUUUUUGGAAAGAUCAUACACAAAUAAAAUUGAUUUUUAAAAACA